Thunnus maccoyii (southern bluefin tuna) is the source of this 1952-nucleotide messenger RNA. Its product is annotated as hyaluronan-binding protein 2-like. The transcript is spliced from 13 exons. The record is from RefSeq and is a predicted model, not a curated record. Gene Ontology annotation, biological process: proteolysis. Gene Ontology annotation, molecular function: serine-type endopeptidase activity; calcium ion binding. The coding region runs from base 1 to 1833 and encodes 610 amino acids. Lineage: Eukaryota; Metazoa; Chordata; Actinopteri; Scombriformes; Scombridae.
AUGAACCUAAAGCUCUUCUUCUUUUGCCUCUUCUUAGCCGUGCUCCUCAUACCUGCUGAACUGAAACCUAAAAAAGAUAGUAGUAGUCAAGAUCCUAGUCAUCAUGAUCAUGAGCAUCAGGGACCCAGGAAACAUAAACAUGGAAAACAUGAGAAAAGGAUAACAAGAUUUAAGCACAUCAUUGAAGACGUCUUCUUUGACAUCACAGACAUAGGUGAUGAUGACGACGACGAUGAUGAUUACUCCGAAUGGCUUUUUAAACUUCAAGACCCAGAUGGCCAAUGCGUCCCAAACCCUUGCGAGAACAAUGGAGUGUGUGAGGAGAAAGGCAAGAGAAGAUUCAAGUGUGACUGUCCCGCACCUUUCAGGGGAAAGAGAUGCCAGAGAGGUCCAAAAGUUUGUAGGAGAGGAACAUGUGGCCGGGGUGAGUGUGUGCUGACCUCGACGCCCCCGUACUAUGAGUGCAAAUGCAAGCUGCCCUUCCAGCCUCCACACUGCACAAGUUAUACACUGUGUGAGCCUAAUCCAUGUAUGAAUGGUGGACAAUGCGUCAAGGAUGGUAAUGACUUUGACUGCGUGUGCCCUCAAGGGUACAGAGGACGUUUCUGCCAUGUUGGCCCAAAUGACUGCUUUGUGGAUGAUGGAGAGUUAUAUCGUGGCAAUGCGAGUGAGACAGAUGAUGGCGAUGAAUGCCUCCACUGGAACUCACACUUCAUCCUGGAGAAAGGACUUGAUCCCUUUAACUCCUUUGAGGACACAGAUGGACUUGGCCGUCACAACCGCUGCAGGAACCCAGACGGAGACUUGAUGCCCUGGUGUUUCUACAGAAGAGGCCGUAGGCUGCGGUGGGACUUCUGUGACGUGGUAAAGUGUUCUACAUCAACAGGUGUGGCACCAACAGCUGUCCCCUCAGCCCCUGCACCCACUGCCCGACCUACAAAACCUGAACCUACAACAACCCCAAAGCCAAUGACUACCAAACCUCCCCCAACUCAGGCGCCCACCCAGGCUCCAAAACCUACUCAAGCUGCCUCCACUCUGCCGCAACUGUUCUCCAGCUGUGGGCAGCCUCAGCCAAAGAAGGUCAUUACCCGGAUAUUUGGGGGUUUGAAGGUCCCUCCUGGAGCUGUACCCUGGCAGGUGUCCUUGCAAAUGAGACGCAGGGGCUCCAACCAGCCGUACAGACACAUCUGUGGAGGUGUUCUCAUCGACAGCUGCUGGGUACUGACAGCUGGACACUGCAUUGACCAAAGUAAGGAAAUGCAGGUGGUUAUGGGGGGCCUGUCUCUGGAUUCGGAUGAACCGACAAAGCAAACCAUACAAGUUGAACAGGCUACGAGGCAUGAGAACUACAGGGAGACUUCUUCAGCUGUUUACAACGACAUAGCCUUGUUGAGGCUGAAAGCUACUAAUGGAAUCUGUGCCAAUGAGACCCAGUUUGUGAAGGCAGCCUGUCUACCUGAUGUCCAACUGCCUGAUGGGAUAGAGUGUACCAUUUCUGGAUGGGGUGCCACUGAGGAAUCUGUGUUUGGUUCCAACCACCUGCUGGAGGCAAAUGUACUACUGAUCAACUCGGAGAAGUGCUCUGAACCCAAAAUUUAUGGCAGUGUCCUGGAUAGGGGUAUGUUCUGUGCUGGCUACCUGCAAGGAGGUGUGGAUUCCUGCCAGGGUGACUCUGGAGGACCACUGACUUGUAAGCAGCACACAAGCCAUGUUAUUUAUGGUCUGGUGAGCUGGGGAGACCAAUGUGGAAGGAAGAACAAGCCUGGGGUCUACUCCCGGGUCACUCACUACCUGGACUGGAUUAAGUCAAAGACUCGGGCAUCUUCAUAAGCAGCCUCUGUUACUCAGCAACAUGCCAGCCAGUGUAGUCAUUGUCACAAAAAACCCCUGAAAUCUUCUGUACAUCUAAAUGUCAUAUUUCUUUGGUUUUCCCUAAAAUUUUAUUCUGA